Messenger RNA from Dioscorea cayenensis subsp. rotundata (Guinea yam), 1161 nucleotides. RefSeq names its product transport and Golgi organization 2 homolog. The record is from RefSeq and is a predicted model, not a curated record. The transcript is spliced from 5 exons. Bases 61 to 876 code for a protein of 271 amino acids. NCBI's taxonomy places the organism in Eukaryota, Viridiplantae, Streptophyta, Magnoliopsida, Dioscoreales, Dioscoreaceae.
UCAAGAGGUGGUUAUCAAUGGCGGAACCUCGAGAUCAACGAAGGAGAAGAAGAAGAAGCUAUGUGCAUAGCAGUGUGGGCAUGGCGAUCUCACGAUGAGUACGAGCUUGUUCUCUUGCUCAACAGGGACGAGUACCAUGAAAGACCGACAGAGGCUGUGUCAUGGUGGGGAGAUGGUGAGAAGAGGAUUUUGGGAGGAAGGGAUCGAGUGGCUGGAGGUACGUGGCUGUGUUGCUCCAAGGAUGGGAGGUUGGCCUUCCUCACUAACUUCAGGGAGCCUGAUGUUUGCCCUAAUUUGAAGUCCAGGGGGGAUUUGCCUGUCAGGUUCUUAGAGAGCACAAAGAGUCCUCUUGAGUUUGCUGAGGAAAUAGCUAAGGAGGCGGACCAGUACAAUGGAUUCAAUCUAAUAAUAGCCGAUCUUUGCUUGAAAGUCAUGGCCUAUGUUUCCAACGGGCCAAAGGGAAAGCCCACAAUUGUUCAAUUGGUUACUCCUGGUCUGCAUGUACUCUCCAAUGCAAAUCUAGACACUCCAUGGUGCAAGGCACAACGCUUGGUUCAGAAUUUCGAGAAGUUACUUAUGAAGCAGGAAGGAGAUGUCCCUCUGAAAGAGAUGGCGGAAAAACUGAUGCAAGACACUACUAGAGUCGAUCAAGAUCAGUUGCCCAAUACUGGUUGUGGUCUUGAAAAAGAAAGUUUGUUAAGUUCUAUUUUCAUUGACAUUGACAAUGAUCAGGGCCGCUAUGGAACCAGAAGCACGAUUGCUUUAUGUGUGAGGGAAAAUGCAGUGACUUUAUUCGAGAGGUAUUUGGAGAGUGGUCUGUGGAAGGAGCAUACUUUUCAAUACCAAAUAGAGUCGAUGUGUCAGAAAGAAGGGUAAUAGCUUCAUUCACGGAACGGCCAUGAUACUAAUGAAGGGCUGUUAAUGACUUCAACCGUGCUCCGUCCGGCAGCAAAGGAAACCGCCGCAUUAUAGAACACAACAAUGCGUGAAAAUAAAUUCGUAUCAAAGCCUGGUUGUAUGACUUGCUGAUAAAAAUGUUUUCAUGCAGUACUUGAAUAUCGAAAGAAUGAAAAUGAAGUGUGUUAAACUGCUCGAAAUAGAAGAAAAAUAACAGUUGCAUGAACUUUUUUGAAAGAAGCAUUCGGUUAACGAGUUUAAUGU